Oryza brachyantha (malo sina) is the source of this 3795-nucleotide messenger RNA. RefSeq names its product probable RNA helicase SDE3. The transcript is spliced from 6 exons. The record is from RefSeq and is a predicted model, not a curated record. NCBI's taxonomy places the organism in Eukaryota, Viridiplantae, Streptophyta, Magnoliopsida, Poales, Poaceae. Gene Ontology annotation, molecular function: 5'-3' RNA helicase activity; RNA binding. The coding region runs from base 475 to 3357 and encodes 960 amino acids.
UUCAGACUUCAGAGCUGCAACUUCUGCAGAACAACUCAUGAAUGCCACACUACUUGCAAUGCCAGUUCCAUGAUAUCUCGCCCUGCGUGAUUCUCUCGCACCAACUCCCCUCCUCCUCCUCCUCCUCCUCAUAAACCCUCUCCGCCUCUUCCCUCGCGACGCCUCCUCGAUCGGUGCUUGAUUGGUGUUCCUGAAUCCUGCAUCUCCGGUCGACUCGGCCAGGGCAGUUCUUGGACAAAACACCGGUGUUCUUCUCUCAAGAACUGGUGACGCCUUCUUUUAAUAUCGCGUAAAAACCACUCCUUUAUAUGCCAUGGAGGAUGAGAAGAAGGGAGGGGACUAGGAGUGGAGAUUGUUAGGGUUUUGUUCUUGUACUAAAAGAACCCAAAGCCUUGCGAGUUGCGCCGCCUGCGCCCGGUCUCCAUCCCGCGAGCAGCGUGCCGGCGUCCUGCUGCUUCCGCCGCCGGAUUCAAGAUGGGUACCUAUCUUAGGAACUAUUCAGAUGAUGAGUACUCUGUGGCUGGUGAGAAGCCAGAUGUAGAGUUCAUGGAUUAUCAGAAUGAUGGCUCUCUUCAGGAUUAUUCACUUGACGAUGGACCUGUGGUUGUCACAAUUCCUUUCCCAUUCAUUAAGGGCAAACCAAAAUCUGUCCUUGUUGGAGAAACAUCUGCUGACACCAUUAGCAUAGAAAAUACCUCUUCUGAACCCUUAGAUGUGUGGAGUGUGAGAAUAUUUUCUUCUAAUCCAGAAGACAGUUAUGUGCUCUCUAUGAUGAAACCGCCACUGAGUGAUGCUGAUGAGGAGGCGAAGAAGAAUUUCCUUGGGUUGACUUCUGUGGAAGAUCGUACACUCCAGCCUGAGCAAACCCUUACAAUUUGGCUCUCUUGUACGCCAAAAGAUAUUGGCUUGCAUACAUCAAUCGUGCACGUUGAUAUCGGCGAUGAGAAAAUUGAGCGUGUAGCCUUUCUAUUGGCAGAUGAUAAUGUUUCCCAGGCUUUAUUUUCUGACAAACCCUAUUCCAGGAGACACACUCAGAAGAAGACAUUUGAGUCAACUUCAUUUGUGCCAGGUUGUCGGCCAACUCGGCAGCACAGUCAAGGAUUCAAGUAUAAGCUCCCUCAGUUUGCAAUACCUGCAGACAUCCGCGAACUCAUUGAAAGUAAACAGAGACCCGACGUCCUAUCUGAAGAGUUGGACAUGACAAACUAUGCGAAAUUUUUUAGCACUCUUUUAGUCAUGGAAGAAAUUCAUUUGGAGGAGGAGAUGAGAUCAUAUGACAUGGAGCAUGUCUUAAUGAGGAGGAGAGGCAAUGAAUUUUUGUCACUUGAGGUCCCUGGCUUGGCUGAAAGAAGGCCUUCACUAGUUCAUGGAGAUUAUAUAUUUGCCAGACAUGCUGGAAGUGAUGUUCGGCCUUAUCAAGGCUUCAUUCACAAGGUUGAAGCAGAUGAAAUAUUUUUGAAAUUUGAUAGCCAGUUCCACCUUGCUCACCGUGAUAGGAAUCAAUAUGAUGUUAGCUUCACAUAUAAUAGACUCAACAUGAGAAGGCUCUACAAGGCUAUCCAUGAAGCAGAAAUUUUGGGACCUGACAUUUUCUUCCCCCGUCGAUCAUCCUAUGGAAGUACGAAGAAGUGGUCAUUUAAACCUCUAAAUCCACACAUAAACACUGAGCAAGCUGAUGCAGUUUCAACAAUACUUGGCUACCGAGGGGUUGCACCUUAUGUGAUAUAUGGACCUCCAGGCACUGGCAAGACCAUGACGCUUGUGGAGGCUAUUUUGCAGCUUUAUACAGCCAAGAGGAGGGCAAAUGUUCUCAUAUGCGCUGCUUCUAAUAGUGCUGCGGACCAUGUUUUGGCAAAGCUUCUUCAGGCUAGUUAUCUGAUUCGCCCAAGUGAUAUAUUUAGGCUAAAUGCUUCCAGCCGUCAAUACGAGGAUGUCGAUCCUAAUUUUAUCCGGUUUUGCUUCUUUCAAGAUACGGUGUUCAAGUGUCCUCCAAUGCAAGCACUACUGCGAUACAAGAUAGUUAUAUCAACCUACAUGAGUUCAUCAAUGCUGCAAUCCGAAGGCAUUCGUCGGGGGCAUUUCACACACAUUUUUUUGGAUGAGGCUGGUCAAGCCUCUGAGCCAGAGGCCAUAGUUCCUUUGUCAGGUUUGUGUGGAAAAGAGACUGUUGUUGUUUUAGCAGGAGAUCCCAUGCAGUUAGGACCAGUGGUUUUUUGUAAACAAGCAGAGAAGGAUGGUUUGGGGAAAUCAUAUCUGCAAAGGCUGCUAUUUGAAUACGAGCAGUACAGCACAGGGGGUCCUAACUAUGUAACAAAGCUAGUGAGGAAUUAUCGGUGCCAUCCAGCAAUCCUCGAAUUGCCAUCAGAGCUUUUCUAUGGGGGUCAAUUAAUUGCCUGUAAAGAAAAAGAAGUGUCAUCUAUAUAUGACUGCAUUGAUCUUCCUAACAAGGCAUUCCCUGUUCUUUUUGUUGGCAUUCAAGGGUGCGAUGAGAGGGAAGGAAAUAAUCCUUCAUGGUUCAAUAGAAUUGAGGCUAGUAAAGUAGUAAACAUCAUCCGAAAGCUGACAAGGGGUGGUGAUGUUCGUGAAGGUGACAUAGGAGUCAUUACUCCAUAUCGUCAACAAGUUGUCAAGAUAAAGAAGGCCCUUGAAUCAUUUGAAAUGCCUGACUUGAAAGUGGGAAGUGUGGAGCAAUUCCAGGGUCAAGAGAGGGAAAUAAUAAUCAUCUCUACAGUCAGGUCAACAGUAAAGCAUAAUGAGUUUGACAAAUUCUUCAACCUGGGAUUCUUAAGCAAUCACAGAAGGUUCAAUGUUGCUAUCACACGAGCCAAAUCAUUGCUCAUUAUCGUUGGAAACCCUCACAUUAUCACUAAGGAUCGACAUUGGGAUAGGCUCUUGAGGUAUUGUGCAGACAAUGGUUCUUAUCAAGGAUGCCCACUUCCACCACCAGAAGAGACUCCAGAAGACACCAGAGUCUCUGGAUUUCGUGACAGCCAAGAUGAACCUGCUGGGUGGGGUUACAAACAAGAAGAAGAAUCUGCCAACUACAACUACAAGCAAGACCCAUCCGACUCUAGUUGUGGACAUACAAAUGGUUUGCCAUCCACUGAAAAUGAAGCGGAAUGGUCUGAGAGAACUCCAGAUGAGGAGCAGCAACGACUUAGCAGCGCUGCUGAAGCAGACUCUCCUGAGGUGAUGCUGAAGCAGAACGCUGAGGAACAUGUUGAGCAUGAUGGUGUACAGCCUGAGCAAUGCCCAGCCAACGAUAAUCUAGUCCAAGAUGCGUAUGCAGCGAAGUACUCUUUUCCUCCUGAAUGGUGUGAUGUUUCAAAUGUCCCUGCAACAGGCUGGGAUGAUUGAUCGGCUUCGCGAGUGACCGCCUUAUAUUUUUUUCGACAAGAAAGUAUUUUACCUAGGUGCAAGUGGUAAUAAUUGAUAUCAACCUUGUAAGGACUAACAUUCAGAGUCUACUGUCUCCAAUUCUGCACUCUGUAGCCUUUCCUUGAGGCUUUCAGCUCAUCCUCAGUCACCCAUUUUACUGUCUGCAGUCUGUAGCCUUUCCUUGUCCGUCUCUAUGCCAUUAUCUGCCUAUGUUAGGCUAUACAGGAAGAAACAUGUUCCUGUUGAAAACUCUGAAACUAAUCAUCUUGCUAGCUAUGGGCAUAUAUAUAGCGUUCUCACUUGCUAUUGUCACAAGUGUGUUUAUCCUAUCUGACAUUACUUAAGACUUGAGCUGUUGAUGUCCUCUGUGGUUCCACCCGACUAUAAUACAUGCAGAUUUAACAUUUUCUUUAGAAU